AUGUUCGGUAGGGGACGGCGGGGUGUAUACAUGAUUACAUGGUGGAACUAUGGCCUUGAAUAUGGCAGGAUCAACUUCAUUUUGAGCUUGUCCCACAAGGUUGCAAUCACCAGUAUGUCAGCUAAGGCUUCAGAACGUACGUAUAGAUGCUCAGAUGAUUCACAAAUGGCGUACUACAACAACUCGGUGCCUUUAGCAGAAAAUGGACGGUUCUAUAUGAUGCAAAAUCAUCUGGAUGUUCACUACACAUCUUCAGGUGAUGGGUCACAGAAAAUUAGUUCCAAUCCUCAAGUAUUUGAAGCACAGUACUGCACACUCGAAUCAUCAUCAGCAAAUGGUGUUUAUCCUACACAGAGUUCGACAUCUUCUCAUAGCAUCUCCCCUAUAAGUGGGAGCCCCCUGUCUCAGAAUGAUAGCCACUCAUACCACACAUAUGAUUCACCCCCAACUGCUUCAUGUGUUACCGAGAUACCGGAUUUCCAGAGUAAACUAAAGGAGCUAGAAAAUGCAAUUCUUGGACCUGAAUUGGACAUAGCCUCUGACAGCCCCGAGAGCUUAUUGCAAGCCAACCAUCCUUUGAAACAAGAUAACUGGAGACAGCUUUUGGGAAUUGACACGGGAGACUUGAAGCAGGUGAUCAUAGCAUGUGGUAAGGCUGUUGCUGCGAAUGAUAUGUAUGUGACAGAACUAUUGAUAUCUGAGCUAGGUCAGCUGGUGUCUGUCUCUGGAGAUCCAAUGCAACGCCUAGGAGCAUACAUGUUGGAAGGGCUUGUGGCCAGGCUCUCUUUCUCUGGAAGUAAGCUGUAUAAAUCCUUGAAGUGCAAAGAACCUACAGGCUCUGAGCUCAUGUCUUACAUGCAUCUCCUCUGUGAGAUCUGCCCAUUCUACAAGUUUGGUUACAUGUCAGCCAAUGGUGCCAUAGCAGAAGCUAUCAAAGGCGAGAACUUCAUUCACAUCAUUGAUUUCCAAAUCGCACAGGGGAGCCAGUGGAUAACUAUCAUUCAGGCUCUUGCAGCGAGGCCCGGGGGUCCACCAUUCCUAAGAAUCACUGGUAUAGAUGACUCAAACUCUGCUUAUGCCCGAGGUGGUGGACUGGAUAUGGUUGGGACAAAAUUGCAUAGUGUCUCUGCUUCGUGUGGCCUGCCCUUUGAGUUCAAUGCUGUUCGUGCUGCUAGCCAUGAGGUUUAUAUUCAGCAUCUGGACAUAAGACCUGGGGAGGCUAUUGUAGUGAAUUUUGCCUAUCAGCUGCACCAUACUCCUGAUGAAAGCGUGAGCGUGGAAAAUCACCGGGACAGGAUUGCAAGAAUGAUCAAGAGCCUGUCCCCUAGGGUGGUGACUCUUGUUGAGCAGGAGUCGAACACAAACACAAGUGCAUUCUUGCCAAGGUACUUGGAGACUCUCGACUACUAUACGGCAAUGUUUGAGUCAAUAGACGUUGCUCUCCCAAGGGAUGACAAGAGACGGAUUAGCACGGAGCAGCACUGUGUCGCAAGGGAUAUCGUCAAUUUAAUCGCGUGUGAGGGUGCUGAAAGGGUUGAGAGGCAUGAGGUGUUUGGGAAAUGGAAGGCUAGGUUUGCAAUGGCUGGAUUCAGGCCGUACCCGCUGAGUUCGGUGGUGAACAACACCAUCAAAACACUGCUGGAUAGCUACCACAGUUGCUACAGGCUUGAGGAGAGGGACGGAGUCCUUUACCUUGGUUGGAAGAGCAGAGUGUUGGUCGUGUCUUCUGCAUGGUGCUGA
This is a messenger RNA of Triticum turgidum subsp. durum (durum wheat), 1740 nucleotides long. The record is from the annotation of a GenBank genome assembly. Lineage: Eukaryota; Viridiplantae; Streptophyta; Magnoliopsida; Poales; Poaceae.